Cylindrotheca closterium is the source of this 441-nucleotide messenger RNA. The record is from the annotation of a GenBank genome assembly. Lineage: Eukaryota; Bacillariophyta; Bacillariophyceae; Bacillariales; Bacillariaceae.
AUGAUUUCCCGACACAAGGUCAGUGUACUACCCGUUACCAACCAAGUAAUCCAGCGUGUUGAAGCUUGGGCUGCUGCCAAAGGUGUUACUUCCAUGAAGUUCUUCAAUAAGAAGAGAGAUUUGGAGACAUUUCAAGAUGGCAAUCAAAUUGCAGGAGUGGAUGACACGGAACAAGAUGCAGACAAUGAUGUCGAUGAUAUGCCAGAACUCACUGUCAGAUUCCAAGGAGAUGAUGACUAUGAAUCAGACGACGAUUUGGGUGAUGAAGGCGAUGAAGAGGAAGAACCUAUUGCGGCCGAUUUGGAUCACCAUCAAGAAAAUGUUGAUAGAGGAACCGAUGAUAUUGGGAGCCUUGUUACUGAUCUGGAGGACCUACAAGAACCGCCAGAAGAAGAGAUUGUAUUUGAGCCUGAAGAUCCUCAAGUAGCAAAAGUCACUUGA